AUGGGUAAUAGCGCUGACGAAUAUCCUGUCGACGGUAAAGCGCUGUACGACACUACUGGGAGCGCCAACAGCAGCGACACUUCAGUGGACGGAUCCGGUACGAAAGGAAAAGAUGGCACGACGUUUGUCUCGGCGGGCCUCGGGAAAGACCACUAUAGGCCUGUAGAGUCUUACGAAGGUAUCCAUCGGUAUGAUCCAGACUUUAUGUGGGAGAAGAAAGAAGAGAAGCGUCUGGUGCGAAAGAUCGAUAAGCGCAUCUGUACUUGGGCUUGCCUGAUGUUCUUCGCACUACAACUCGAUCGAGGCAACAUCUCCCAAGCACUCAGUGACAACAUGCUCGACGACCUCAACAUAAACACCAACGACUACAACUAUGGCCAGACCAUCUUCUACCUCUGCUUUUUGUGUGCGGAGCUUCCGUCUCAGCUCAUCAGCAAGAAACUUGGGCCUGACAACUGGAUCCCUAUCCAGAUGGUAAGCUGGAGUCUCGUGGCUAGCUUGCAGGCCUUUCUCAGCGGUCGUAGCUCAUUCUUCGCCUGUCGCGCGCUUCUUGGUCUGAUAGAGGGUGGUUUCAUUCCCGACAAUAUCCUUUACCUCAGCUACUUCUACACUGGGUGGGAACUACCCGGGCGGCUGAGCUGGUUUUGGGUGAGCUACCAGUCCACUUCGAUCGUCUCCGCCUUCCUGGCUUUCGGUAUUCUGCGUCUGCGUGGGCACAACGGCAUGGAAGGAUGGCGCUGGUUGUUCGCUCUCGAGGGUAUGUUGACAGGCUUGAUCGGUAUCGCAUCAUGGUUCUAUUUGCCGCCAAGUCCGACUCAGACUGCAAGCAGGGCCUGGAACCCUUUCCGUGGAAAGGAUGGAUGGUUCAGCGAGAGGGAAGAGAAAAUUAUGGUGAACCGCAUCCUAAGGGAUGACCCCAGCAAGGGCGAUAUGCACAACAGACAGGGUCUGAGCCUCCGCAUGCUGUGGGAAUGCAUCAAGGACUACCACAUGUGGCCAAUUUAUUUGAUCGGUUUAUCCUGGACUAUACCAUCUACACCGUCGACGGCGUAUCUCACGCUUCAGCUUCGAUCGCUCGGUUUCGGUACAUUCGAAACCAAUCUACUUACUAUCCCGGCAUACGUACUCUUCAUCUUACAGCUGUUGUCAUGGACGUACAUUUCCGAGCGCUUCAAUCAACGCUUUCUUGUCGGUCUCAUUUCCCAGGUCUGGGCUCUUCCACUCCUUAUCGCCCUCGAAGUGCUCCCCGCAGACGUAUCUCCAUGGUCACGUUGGGUGCUUUCAACUCUCCUCGUCGGUCACCCAUAUGUUCACGCUAUCCUCGUUGCAAUCACUUCCCGUAACGCUGGCGCAGUCCGGACCCGUACCGUGGCCAGUGCGAUGUACAACAUGACAGUGCAGGCGAGUAGCAUCAUCAGCCAGAACAUCUACAGAGACGACGACAAACCACUUUAUCGGAGGGGAAACAAGGUUCUGAUUGCAAUCUGCGCGUACAACUUUCUGCUUUUCAUUGGAGCGAAGUUCUACUACGUUGCUGUGAAUAAGAAGAGAGAUAGGAUUUGGCAAAGCAUGACGAAGGAAGAGAAGGAGACGUAUCUAGAGACCACGAAGGAAGAAGGGAACAAACGAUUAGAUUUCCGGUUCGCGCAUUAG
Molecule: messenger RNA, 1653 nt
Organism: Alternaria burnsii
Lineage: Eukaryota; Fungi; Ascomycota; Dothideomycetes; Pleosporales; Pleosporaceae
Product: mfs general substrate transporter
Exons: 3
Coding region: 1-1653 (550 amino acids)
Biological process (GO): transmembrane transport
Cellular component (GO): membrane
Molecular function (GO): sulfate transmembrane transporter activity
Source: RefSeq, a predicted model, not a curated record